CCCGCGGUCACGUGCCCCGCGGACCGGAAGCGGCGCGCCCCGGCGUCUCCCUCGCGCCCGCUCUGGUGCUGCCGGAGCUCCCGGCGCUGGGGAGGAGGCGGCGGCGGCGCCAUGGGGUGGGUGCGGGCGGCGCGCGAGCGGCUGCGGCAGCGCGUGCGGGGCGCCGAGGCGCUGCGGGAGACCUGCCGCCAGUACCCGCUCUUCUGCUGCCUCCUCUUGGGGCUGGGCGCCGCCACCCUCCUGCUCAACCGGUAUCUUCACAUUUUGAUGGUCUUCUGGUCGUUUGUGGCUGGUGUUGUCACGUUCUACUGUUCGUUAGGACCAGAUUCUCUCUUGCCAAAUAUUCUUUUCACAAUAAAAUAUAAACCUAAGCAAUUAGAACUCCCAGAGCUAUUUCCCCAUGGUCACAGUUGCGCUGUCUGUGGCAAGGUCAAAUGCAAGAGGCACAGGCCUGCUUUGCUUCUAGAAAACUAUCAGCCAUGGCUGGACCUGAAAGUGCCUUCAAAGGUUGAUGCAUCCCUCUCAGAGGUACUUGAAUUGGUGCUGGAAAAUUUUAUUUAUCCAUGGUACAGAAAUAUUACUGAUGAUGAAUCCUCUGUGGAUGAACUGAGAGGCACACUGCGGUUUUUUGCAUCUGUAUUAGUUCGGAGAAUUCACAAGGUGGAUGUCCCAACUGUUGUAACAAAGAAAAUGCUCAAGGCAGCAAUGAAACACAUAGAAGUAAUAGCCAAAGCCAGACAGAAAGUGAAAAAUGCAGAAUUUUUGCAGCAAGCUGCUUUAGAAGAAUAUGGACCAGAACUCCAUGUUGCUUUGAGAAGCCGAAGAGAUGAACUUCAUUACUUAAGAAAACUUACUGAACUUCUUUUUCCUUAUAUUUUGCCCCCAAAGUCGACAGAGUGCAGAUCCCUGACACUUCUUAUAAGAGAGAUCUUGCCUGGUUCCGUUUUCCUUCCCUCUAUGGAUUUCUUAGCUGAUCCUGACACUGUCAACCACUUUCUUCUGAUCUUCAUUGAUGAUAGUCCGCCUGAGAAAGCAACUGAGCCUACUUCUUCAUUGGUCCCAUUCCUACAGAAAUUUGCAGAGCCAAGAAAUAAAAAACCAUCUGUCCUGAAACUGGAGCUAAAGGAGAUCAGAGAGCAGCAAGACCUUUUAUUCCGGUUUAUGAACUUCCUGAAACAGGAAGGGGCAGUCCAUGUGCUGCAGUUCUGCCUGACUGUAGAGGAAUUCAAUGACCGAAUUUUGCGACCAGAACUGUCGGAUACUGAGAAGAUGGCUCUUCAUGAGGAAGUACAGAAAAUUUACAAAACUUAUUGUUUGGAUGAAAGCAUUGACAAAAUUAGAUUUGAUCCUUUCAUAGUAGAAGAGAUUCAAAGAAUUGCUGAAGGUCCAUAUGUGGAUGUUGUGAAACUUCAAACUAUGAGAUGUCUUUUUGAAGCUUAUGAGCAUGUUCUUUCUCUCCUUGAGAAUGUUUUUACUCCCAUGUUUUGUCACAGUGAUGAGUACUUCAGGCACCUUUUAAGAGGAGCAGAGUCACCAAUGCGCAAUUCAAAGUUUAACAGAAGUAGCCUGAGUUUGGAUGACUUCCGGACCACACAGAAAAGAGGAGAAUCGUUUGGAAUCAGCAGAAUAGGCAACAAAAUAAAAGGUGUAUUCAAGAGUUCUGCAAUGGAAGGAGCUAUGCUGCCUAACUAUAACUUAAAUGAAGGAGAAGAUGAUUUUAUAGAGGAAGGCGUUAUGGUAAUGGAAGAUGAUUCUCCAGAGGAGGCUGUUAGUACCCCAAAUACACCCCGCAACCUUGCUGCAUGGAAAAUCUGCAUCCCAUAUGUAGAUUUCUUUGAAGAUCCUUCCUUGGAAAAAAAAGACAGAAAGGAGAGAAUUCCUGUGUUCUGUAUUGAUGUAGAGAGAAAUGACAGAAGGGCAGUUGGGCAUGAACCUGAACACUGGUCUGUCUACAGGAGAUACCUUGAAUUUUACGUGCUUGAGUCAAAGCUAACAGAAUUUCAUGGUACAUUUCCUGAUGCUCAGCUUCCUUCAAAGAGAAUCAUUGGCCCCAAGAACUACGAGUUCUUAAAAUCCAAGAGGGAGGAGUUUCAGGAAUAUCUGCAGAAACUUCUGCAACAUCCAGAACUAAGUAACAGCCAGCUUUUAGCUGACUUCCUGUCUCCUAAUGGAGGAGAGACCCAGUUUCUUGAUAAAAUGUUGCCUGAUGUGAAUCUUGGUAAAAUUAUAAAAUCUGUUCCAGGAAAGCUGAUUAAAGAGAAAGGUCAGCAUUUGGAGCCAUUCAUCAUGAACUUUAUCAACUCCUGUGAAUCUCCCAAGCCUAAACCAAGCAGGCCAGAACUUACCAUUCUCAGUCCAACUUCUGAAAACAACAAGAAGCUUUUCAGUGAUCUAUUCAAGAACAAUGCGAACCGUUCUGAGAAUACAGAAAGACGACAAAAUCAGAACUACUUUAUGGAAAUGAUGACUGUAGAAGGAGUCUAUGACUACUUAAUGUUUGUUGGUAGGGUAGUUUUUCGCAUUCCUGACUGGCUGCAUCACCUCUUGAUGGGAGGAAGAAUUCUCUUCAAAAACACAUUGGAACUGUACACAGACUAUUAUCUGCAUUAUAAGUUAGAACAGCUAUUUCAGGAGCACCGUUUGGUUUCUUUGAUAACACUACUGAGAGAUGCUGUGUUCUGUGAGAAUACUGAACCUCGCUCUCUCCAGGAUAAACAAAAGCGUGCAAAGCAGACUUUUGAAGAAAUGAUGAGAUACAUUCCAGAUUUAAUAGGCAAGUGCAUUGGGGAAGAGGCUAAAUACGAAGGCAUCAGGCUUCUGUUUGAUGGAAUGCAGCAACCAGUGCUCAACAAACAGUUAACUUAUGUUCUGUUGGACAUUGGGAUUCAAGAACUCUUUCCAGAGCUCAGUAAGGCAUUGCUGCACGUAAGACAAAUAUGACUUGAAGCAAAGUAGAAUUAUCAGCUUGAAAGCUUAAACAGUGAGUGGAGAUCAGAGAGGGGAGAUACACACCAAUAAUACACCUAUUCCUUCUGUUGUUUAAAUUACUGGAAUCAGAUUUGUAAUGAACUCAUUGUCCAAGCUGCAAGAAGAAUUUGACAAAUUAAGACAAUGCCACUUUGGUCAGUGAUGGAGUUCUUGGUGGAGAAUUAGUAUUCACUAAUACUUUGCUUCUUCUGAAUUAUGGGUUAUGCAAGUCUCAAACAGCAGGUGCAAACAAACUAUGAAAAGUCAUGAAUUCUGCCCCUUCAUUUUGCAGUGUGCUUCAACAGCUUUACCUGAUUAGGGACAAUUGCUUGGGCUAUGCAGAAACUGAAGCACUUGUUUGUUAUAAUGUGUAAGAAAGGAGAAGUUCUCUUCCUCAGCACUCUCUUCCUGCCUUCCUCCAAAAGAAAACAAACAUCACAAGCAAAAAUUAAAUGUGCAAGAAUGUUACACUGAAUAAUACAGCAAUCAGGGUAAGACUUCCUUGGAUAAGACUUCCAGCAGAAAAUUUUAUUCGACCUUCAAGUGCUGGAUAAACUCUUUUCAUUCUGUCAAGAUAACGGGAAACAACCUCAAUAUCAGGUUCACCUAAACAAACAAACAAAAACAAAUUAUAGUAUUUUCUGCAGCAACCAAGUUCUACAGCAAACUUUAGUUUCUUUAAAUUGAUGCAGUUUGAGCUCAAGUCUCUAAGUGAGAACUACUUUUGCUACCCUUUCCUGUUCUGUUCUCCAGAAUCAGACAGUCUGCCAUCAGGACAGUGUGUGGGAAGGUGGAGAGUUGCUUCUUGUGUGCAGAUAAACAUCUGUGGUGGUUUGUGGCCAAAAUUUUUGGUAGCAACUUCUAUUUUACUGGAAAAAAAAGAAUUCUCCUUGCAUGAUCAGGCUUUUGUUUGCUUGUUUCUCUCUGUUAAAAUAGUAAUUUCCCAUCAGAUUCAGGUAGAGUGAGAUAGUCUCCCAUCCUCAAAAACUAAUUUAACCAUACAUUUUGGAUAGAGUGCUAUAGAUCUAGAAAAAAAUUUCACUUGCACCUAUAUGUUUUAGGAGCCUAGAAAUUUCUGUGUUCUGCCAUGUGCCUGUUCUGCCAAAAUACCAUCUAGCUACAUAAGGAGAAAGAACCUUGAGGCACUGUAUCAAACCAUCUUGGCCCUUUCUGAUACAAGCUUACUAUCCCACAAUGCAUCACCUCAUCUUAAAAGUAAUUAGAGUUUCCCCCCUCUGAUAUACUAGAAAGAUUCUACCAGAACUUUUCAAGUUAUUCCCCUUCAUUAUUCCCAAUGAUUUCUUUCUAUGCAAAUUUAUUUCUGCAUAAACAUAAAUUUACUCUAAGCUACACUGCUCCCCAUCCUGCCCUUAAGAAACCUCACAAGAUUCAGAUAUACCUUGAUUUUUAAAUCAGAUUCAAAAACAUUGAUCCCACUUGUGAGAAUCAAUUUUAAGCUGAAACAUUGUAUAGAACAAAAAAUCAAAACUCAUAGUCCCAGGCAGUCAGAUAAGAAGCAAAUUUGAUGAAAAGAGAACCCAAGGCUACUACUACUGAAAGAUCUUUUAACAUUUAGAGAUUGCUCUUCUGCUACUCUGUGAGUGCGCCUACUUACCUUUACUGUAUCCCAGAUUCUUGUCUUUCAGCAUAUGAUAGCCAUCUCCACCAAAUAACAAAUAGGAGGGAAGAGUCACAUUGUAUAUUUCAUCCAUUUGGAGUGGUACAUAGGCUGGGACUCUACAGGUCGUACAGAGCACUUCUAUGCUAACGACUCUGCUUCCUGGAGCUUUGGAGAGAUCAUAGACGAUGUGGAUGCCUAGGAAAACAGUUUGAAUGCCAUUUUAUGCAGAGCCUCUUGAACGCUUAGGGCUAGAAUAGACGAUCGUCUAAUCGUUUCUUUACAUUAGUUUCUGUAACUGCAAAGUUACAUUGUUCUGUGUGAUAGCAAUUCAUUCCUGAUCUUUCCACACAACCCAACUUUUAUCCAAGAAAAACAUGAACCAAGGGAAUUGCUGAAGUACUAUACCACCUCAGUUACUUACCUGAUCAUCUAAUCCCUUGUUACUGCUCCACAGAAAGAAAUCCCUAGUCAUUGAUUGGAUUGGAAUAUGCAGAGAGAAACAUCUUCCCUUAUUUUUGUCAUCUUGUCAUAUGCUUUUUCUUUCCGUUAUCUUGUAGGUUGAAAUGAUUUCUUUUAAAGCCAGUCACCCUAACCUAGCAGUUAUUAUGGAUAACAGGUACUAUUCUGGAAAAAACAAAGCUAAACCAGGGCUGAAUACUAUAGUUUCUAGUCACCAUAGGAGAAGUCCUGUUUCUAGUUGUGAACCCUCCUCAUUCAAAGCCUCAGGAGAGUUAUGACCUGAGAUCAGGAAGCCACUGAAGCUACUCCAAAAGCAACACAAAGGACCGUCCUACCCUGGCUCCCUUGCUCUAAAUCUUCUGUCCUAAACCCUUUCCAGAGCUUCUACUUUUUUUUUUUUUCCCUUCCUUUCUGUUAAAAGAAUUUUAUUUAUUUUAUCUUAGUGGUAACUAAGAACAUGGUAACUUAGUAGUGAGAGCACUUGCCAAGUGUGUCAGAGACUUGGGUUCUGUCCUUGGCAUGUGGUGGGUUCUAGAUCUCAUCUCCAGGGACAGUGUCCUCACCACCAGGGGACAUGGAGUGGGAAAAGGCCUUGACCUCUGCCAUUGAAGUUUUUCUGCUAAAUAAACAAUGAAAUCCACACUGUAUCAGAGAGCGCGCAGGCAUAAAUGUGACUGUAGCCUAGCACAGUCUGGAUCAAUAUCUAGGGAUCAAUAUCUGUGUUUCCAAGAAGCGUGCAUGUUUUUUAUAUUAAAUGUGCAUUUUUUUCAUAUUAAAUUAAAUCCCUAACA
Molecule: messenger RNA, 5838 nt
Organism: Dromaius novaehollandiae (emu)
Lineage: Eukaryota; Metazoa; Chordata; Aves; Casuariiformes; Dromaiidae
Gene: SNX14
Product: sorting nexin 14
Exons: 29
Coding region: 112-2940 (942 amino acids)
Biological process (GO): autophagosome maturation
Cellular component (GO): late endosome
Molecular function (GO): phosphatidylinositol-3,5-bisphosphate binding
Source: RefSeq, a predicted model, not a curated record